This is a messenger RNA of Penicillium cosmopolitanum, 2598 nucleotides long. Its product is annotated as ankyrin repeat domain-containing protein. The transcript has 3 exons. The record is from RefSeq and is a predicted model, not a curated record. Gene Ontology annotation, molecular function: protein binding. Bases 1 to 2598 code for a protein of 865 amino acids. NCBI's taxonomy places the organism in Eukaryota, Fungi, Ascomycota, Eurotiomycetes, Eurotiales, Aspergillaceae.
AUGAGUUUUGGAUUUGGCGUUGGUGACUUCAUCGCCAUAAUCAACCAGGCAAGCAAGCUCAGAAAGGCCUUCGUUGGAGCGCCUUCUCAGUGUAAGGAGCUAUCUGAUGAAUUGAGAUCUCUACAGAGCGUCAUACACGAUGUCGAUGUCGAUUUAUCCACUACUGAGCUCAACAGCUACCAACGCGAUGAUUUGACAGUGAUUACAAAAAGCUGCCGCGACACGCUGACAGACAUCGAGAAUGUGGUUAACAAAUACUCCGCGAAAGAGUCCCAUAGUAUCGGAAGAAUUUGGAGGAGAGCCACUUGGGAUUCUGACGAACUGCGUCAUCUUCGGGAUCGGGUUUGCGUCAACGUCGGAAAUCUCAAUGCUUUCAACGGAAAAUUGGCUCGAGUUCAGAUCUCAGAUGUCCUUAUGAACAUGUCCAAUGAGCAAGACCAGAUGUGUCUUGACUGGUUGUCAUCGACAGACCAUGCAGCGCAACAAGGAGAGUACAAUAGUCUUCGGCAACCGGGAAGUGGACAAUGGUUCCUAGGUUCUCAAUUGUUUCAUGAGUGGAUUAGGUUGCCACAGCAGACUCUGUUCUGCCCCGGUAUACCGGGAGCAGGGAAAACAAUUAUUGUCUCGGCAGUGAUUGAUGAGCUGAACAACAUGUACCGGGACAACCCCGAGGUUGGCAUUGCAUAUAUUUAUUGCGAUUUCCAGUAUAUUUACCACGAGAGACAAAAGGUCAACUUUCUGCUGGCAUGCAUUAUCCGGCAGUUAUUGCAAAGCAUGCAAAAAAUGACACCGGGUGUCCUUAAGAUGUUCAACAAUCAUAAGAGCAAAGGAACACGUCCAUCGACCAAAGAACUAUCCGAGGCCUUGCUUUCUGUAAUAAAGGCAGCCCAGCAAGUAUUUAUUAUCAUCGAUGCCUUGGACGAGCUCAAUGAUUCAAACAAAAUUCUGGACGAAGUAUUCGGCCUCCAGGCUGGCGAGAAAGUGAGCCUUCUGGCAACUGCACGGUUCAUACCGGAAAUAGUUGCACGGUUUCAAGGCAUGCCUUUACUAGAGAUCCAAGCAUCGAGAGACGACGUGACAAACUAUCUCAGGACUAGUCUGGAAGCAAUGCCCCACCUUUCAAGAAAGCCGGGACUACACCCAGAGAUUAUAAAAGGAAUCUGCGACGCAGUUGAUGGAAUGUUCCUUUUAGCUCGGCUGUAUCUAAACUCCUUAUCAGGAAAGUUGUCUCCAAAAGCCAUUCGCACUGAGCUCAGAAAAUUGACGAGCGGAUCUCAAACGUACGAUGAUGCCUAUGACAAUACCAUGCAAAGAAUCAUCGAUCAGAAAUCUGUACAGGCCAUGGCACUUCAUGUUCUUGCGUGGGUAACGUGCGCCAAGAGACCUUUGACAGCCGCCGAGCUGCAACAUGGACUUGCUAUAGAGCUGGGCGAGUCACACUUUGACGAGGAUAACAUCUCUGAUAUUGAAGACUUGAUUUCGAUAUGUGCCGGUCUCAUCACUAUCACUGUGGAUGGGACAAGGAAUGUUAUUCGACUGGUGCAUUAUACCGCUCAGGAAUACUUCGAACAGAAGUUGGUUUGUUGGCUACCCGAGCCUCAGAAAGCAAUUGGAACAGCCUGCAUUACCUAUAUUUCAUACGAGGCCUUUGGAACAGGUAGCUGCUUGUCAGAUGCUGAAUUCGAAGAGAGACUCGAAAAAUAUCCCCUCUACACAUAUGCCUCCAGGAACUGGGGGUACCAUGUUCACGAUGAGCCGGUUGUGGACCCAUUGCUCUUGGUAUUUCUACUAGAUCAAUCCAAGACAGACGCAUGUGGACAAGCUGUUUUCGCUCAAAAGGGAUACGUAUCCCACGGGGAUUAUAGCCUUGAUGUACCUCUUGGUAUGACAGGCUUGCAUCUAGCAGCCUAUUUUGGACUUGCAGAGACGGCAAAAACCCUACUUGAGAGAGGCUAUAUUUUAUCGGUAACGGACUCACUGGACAAGACCCCAUUUGAAUGGGCAGCCACCCGUGGCCAUGACAAGGUCGUCAAACUUCUGUUGGACCGAGGGAUCGACGCAAAUCAACGAGGCCUCGGAUGUCGAUCACCUAUAGCAUUAGCGGCCUCUGGGGGAUGGAUCAGUACGAUCAAGCUACUUCUUGCUCAUGGCGUGUGGGUCGACUCUUGUUGCAAGCAUGAUCGAACAGCCAUCUCUUGGGCAGCUUCUGAAGGACAUAGAGAUGUUGUGCAACUUUUGCUAGAAAUGGGUGCCGCGCCAGAUUCAAAAGAUGAAGAGUAUCGAACCCCUCUUUGGUGGGCAGUUGCGUUGGAUCGGCCUGAAAUAGUGGUAGAUCUACUACAAAGGGACUGUGAUCCUAAUUCUAUUGACAUAUAUGGCCGAACUGCCCUCUGCGAAGCGGCGGAGAAUGGCCAUGUUGCCGUGGUAGAGAUCCUACUGAAGCAGGCGCCAAUACAGAUAUCAAAGACAAAGAUGGAAGAACAGCUCUUUCUUUCGCCCUGCAACAUGGUCAUGGCGAGACCUCCAGAAUACUUCGAGAGCACCCAUCAGAAACAAUGUGGUUCGGUCAAGGAACAACCCACACAAGCUUUGUUUUAA